Messenger RNA from Sphaerodactylus townsendi, 3180 nucleotides. RefSeq names its product endoplasmic reticulum to nucleus signaling 2 (gene ERN2). Bases 64 to 2916 code for a protein of 950 amino acids. Gene Ontology annotation, cellular component: IRE1-TRAF2-ASK1 complex. The transcript has 22 exons. NCBI's taxonomy places the organism in Eukaryota, Metazoa, Chordata, Lepidosauria, Squamata, Sphaerodactylidae. Gene Ontology annotation, biological process: intrinsic apoptotic signaling pathway in response to endoplasmic reticulum stress; mRNA processing; IRE1-mediated unfolded protein response. The record is from RefSeq and is a predicted model, not a curated record. Gene Ontology annotation, molecular function: protein serine/threonine kinase activity; RNA endonuclease activity; ATP binding.
GGGGCUAGCGGCCCGGCUGGGCAUGGAAGGCGGCGGGGGCAGCAGGGCCGAGCAAGGCUACCCAUGGACGGCUCCGGCAGGCUCCGACGGGACCCCUUCGGGCGGCUACUGCUGCUGCUGCUCCUGGCGCCGCAUCUCUCUGGCAGCACCAGCGCUGGCCCCGAGGGGCUGCUCUUCAUCUCCACCCUGGACGGCAGCUUCCACGCUGUGAGCAAGAAGACGGGGGACAUCCAGUGGACUCUGGAAGACGCACCGACUCUGCAGGUACCCGUGGACAUGGCCGAGCCGGCCUUCCUUCCGGACCCCAACGACGGCAGCCUGUAUGUCCUGGGGGGCAAACACAAAGAGGGCCUUAUGAAGCUGCCGUUCACCAUCCCUCAGCUGGUGCAGUCUUCCCCCUGCCGGAGCUCCGACGGAAUCCUCUACACGGGCAAGAAGGAGGACACGUGGUUCGUGGUGGACCCCGUGACGGGCCAGAAGCAAAGCACCCUCUCGACAGAAGCCUGGGACGGGCUGUGUGCCUUGACCCCGUUGCUGUACAUCGGACGCACCCAAUACAUCAUCACCAUGUAUGACACCAAGACCCGUGAGCUGCGCUGGAACGGCACUUACCUGGACUACUCUGCUCCGCUUCACGAUCCAAGUCAGGAUGACGGUGAGGGCGACAGAAUGGCCCACUUUGCUUCGAGCGGGGAGGGGCUGCUGGUGACCCUGGGCCAGGCCAGCGGGGAGCUGCUGUGGAUGCAGGACUAUGGGUCUCCUGUGGUGGGGGUCUACGCCUGGCACCAGGACAGCCUGCGGCGCCUGCCCCACCUCAACGUCGGCACGGAGAGCCUGCGCUACCUGGCCUUGCGCUCCCCGGACCCCCACCUCCUCAACUGGAACUACCCCUCCCCCAAGGAAUUCGCUGCCAGGAUGCAACUCCUGCCAACCCUCUACGUGGGCAAAGAUGCCUCGUGCCUUUACGCCUUGACCUCCCUGGUCUACGAAGGGAUGGCGCUGGUGCCUCGGGGAGUGACUCUGGCCCGGCUCAACGGCCCCACUACUGAGGAGGUCACGCUCCAGAAGUCCGGCGAGUGUGAAAUCACGCCCAGCACAGACGUCAGGUACCCCCAGGGCAGUGUCACUCUUCCUCUCAGCCAGUGGCUGCUCAUUGGACACCACGAGCCGCCCCCGGUGGUCCACACAACCAUGCUGAAGGCCUUUCCUGAGACCCUGAGGAGGACCCCCGAGAUCUUGCUGGCCCCCACGUCCCCCUCCAAGACACUCUUCGACGAAAUUCUGACAGAAGGUGGCCCAGGCGAUGGAGCCGAGGGUGGCCGAUACCCAGCCAAGCACCCCCUGGAGCGGACACAGGCUGACCCGGUGUUUGGCCCCUGGGAGCUGGCGGGGCCUGGAGUCGCGGCUGUGUUUUUUGGCGGGGGGAUCCUCUUCCUCAUGCUCUGGCAAAUGCAGCGGCAGAACCGGGACCAGCAGCAGCACCUGGAGCGGCGUCUAGAGGAGCUCUUGCUGCACCCAGGGGCCCUGGGGGGUCCGCCUCCCAGCCACACGCCCAUGGAGCAGCUCCUGGCAGCCCCCAGUUCUCCACCAGACACAUCCCCAAGAGGGUCUCCGCAGCCAGAGCAGAACACCAGCCCCUCUUCUGCCCAUGGGGAGUUUGACCACAGCGUUGCCCCAGCAGCAGCGGCGGCGGCUGACCCCGAAACGCUGGUUGUGGGGAAGAUCUCCUUCAACCUCAAAGAUGUGGUGGCCCGUGGGGCAGGGGGGACGUGUGUCUUCAGGGGCCACUUUGACGGGCGCAGGGUGGCAGUGAAGCGUCUGUUGCCAGAGAACACCCACCUGGUGGAACGGGAGGUCCAGCUCCUGCGUGAGUCAGACGAGCACCCCAAUGUCGUGCGCUACUUCUGCACCGAGAAGGACCGGCAGUUCCACUACGUCGCCCUGGAGCUGUGUGCUCUGACGCUGCAAGAAUAUGUGGAGAGCCCCACCCUCGACAGCCGAACCCUGGACUCUGCCUCCUUGCUACAGCAAACCAUGUCUGGUUUGGCCCAUCUGCACUCUCUUGGCAUAGUUCACCGGGACUUGAAGCCCAGCAACAUCCUGAUCUCAGCCCCCGACAUCCACGGCCAGAUCCGCGCCAUCAUCUCGGAUUUCGGCCUGUGCAAGAAGCUGCAAGCCGGCCGCUCCAGCUUCAGCCUGCGUUCGGGCAUCCCAGGCACCGAGGGCUGGAUUGCACCCGAGGUGCUCCGAGAGGCCCCGCAGGAGAACCCGACGUGUGCCGUGGACAUCUUUUCAGCCGGCUGCGUCUUUUACUACGUCGUGUCUGGUGGGCGGCAUCCCUUCGGAGACCGCUUGCGUCGUCAGGCCAACAUCCUGGCCGGGGCCUACCGGCUCGAGCACCUCCAGCCAGAGACACACGACAACGUUGUCAGCCAGGAGCUGAUAGAAGCCAUGAUCAGCAGCGACCCCCACCGGCGGCCCUCUGCUCCGCGGGUCCUGGCCAGCCCCUUCUUCUGGAGCCAAGAGAAGCAGCUGCAGUUUUUCCAGGACGUCAGUGACCGGCUGGAGAAGGAGCCGGUGGACGGGCCCAUCCUCGGUGCCCUGGAGGCCGGAGGGCAGGUGGUGGUCAGGGGCAACUGGCGGGCCCACAUCUCCAUCCCUCUGCAGACAGAUCUCAGGAAGUUCCGGGCGUACAAGGGCCACUCGGUGCGGGACCUCUUGCGGGCCAUGAGGAAUAAGAAACAUCAUUACCGAGAGCUGCCGGCAGACGUGCAGGAGACCCUUGGCGCAGUCCCACAGGCGUUUGUGCAGUACUUUACGUCCCGCUUCCCCCGCCUCCUCCAGCACACCCACCAGGCCAUGCGGGUCUGUGCCAGCGAGAGUCCACUGCGGCCGUACUACUACCCUGAGAGUUGAAUCGAGCAUGGCCAGUCUGAAGGAACAGGAAGGGGCCCGGGUUUCCAGAUCUUUGCAGGGCACGCUUCCCUCACCAGGAGAGGCUGCUGUGGCGCUUCCGGUCCGUUCCCCUGUUUGAGGAGCAAAGUCCCCGGAGUUCCUCAGAUCCAUUCACUGCUGGCAGGAGACAGAAGACCCAGAAAAACCGUCGAGUAGAACUGGUGGCUGCAGAUUGUGUGGGGGAGUUUUGUAACAUUAUUUUGUUAAUAAAACCCACAAAACAGA